AUGGCGUCCCAGACUCCACUGGAUGCAUUUUUUGCUGAAUAUCCCGCAUUCGCAUACAAUCCAGCUUCACCUGCUAGAGCUGAAUUUAGCCGCAUGUGUAGGCUCCUCGGCUUCCAAAAGCCUAGUAGACUAUGGGACAUUGCGUACGCACGCUUCAGGGAUGCUCUCACCGAGCAAUUCAACCAUAUAUAUGGGACAGACGUAAAUGACUAUGCAUCGUGGAAGAUGUUGGCUGAAGUCCUGCGGAUAUCUCCCCUGCCAGACACCAUCCCUGGCUGCAGAAAGAAAAUAAAAGGGGUGUUCGUUAACAUCACUGAUCUGGUGGACACACCACGCACCGGAGAAAGUGUAAAGCUAUUCAAAUCGGAAUCGGCGCUAGCCGACUAUACGAUAACAUCAGACAAGUUCUUUCCGCGAGAAGAAGCCAAGGCGGGGGGGAUACUAAAAUUUCUGCUUCGACAGAUCAUGAAUUCUGGCAGCAGGACUCAGAGAGUAAGAGGUCCGGGUCGCUGA
Serpula lacrymans var. lacrymans S7.9 is the source of this 513-nucleotide messenger RNA. RefSeq lists its product as uncharacterized. The transcript has 2 exons. NCBI's taxonomy places the organism in Eukaryota, Fungi, Basidiomycota, Agaricomycetes, Boletales, Serpulaceae. The record is from RefSeq and is a predicted model, not a curated record. Bases 1 to 513 code for a protein of 170 amino acids.